Messenger RNA from Brassica napus (rape), 1928 nucleotides. RefSeq names its product dof zinc finger protein DOF1.2-like. Gene Ontology annotation, biological process: regulation of DNA-templated transcription. The record is from RefSeq and is a predicted model, not a curated record. The coding region runs from base 764 to 1549 and encodes 261 amino acids. The transcript has a single exon. NCBI's taxonomy places the organism in Eukaryota, Viridiplantae, Streptophyta, Magnoliopsida, Brassicales, Brassicaceae. Gene Ontology annotation, molecular function: DNA binding; DNA-binding transcription factor activity.
ACAAAUGUGAACUGUAAAAAUAAUUAUAUGUUAACAAAAUAUAUUUCCAUGUAAACUACUGUAAAAUAAUUAUAUGUUUGAGCUAUCAAAGUUGUAUAUUUGCAGAAUAAUUAGUUUGAUUUGGCGCGCAUAUUCUUGGCAAAUGGAUAAACAAAUGACAUUAAUAUAAAUUCUUUACCGUUAAAAAUGAUAAUAAUAAAUAAUGCAUGUACCGACGGUUUGAAGUGUUGAAAUGAUAGGGUGUAGAAGAGUGCAAGUGGUCAAAUGUUACGAUGCUUUGUUUAAUGCGAAUUGUAUUGUUGUCUUGCGUUUCACGAUGACAAGAUGCAGAUGCGGAGAAUGUAAGUGACUCCCAUGAUAUCACCUACGUACAGACGUAUAUAAUAUGAUUGCCCUACGUUAAUAUUUUUAUAAGAGAGUGAUUCGUAGGAUAUAUUAGUUACUACAGUUUUACAAUAUUUAGUAGGGUUUUAAUAAGUUUUAAAUAAAACCAAAAUCGUGGGUAACUUGCCGGGAAAGAAAACGGAAAAGGAGACGCACGGCUCGGCAACCGCCCACGUUAACUUCCAAACCCUACACUCAUUUAUCGAUGCACCUCUAUCUCCACACACACAUGCUCUUCUUCACCUUUACAUUCACAUACAUGCACAUGCCUAUACCUACUAUAUAUAUGUAGUCACAUGUAUCCGAAUACACACCAACUGCCAACUUAUUAGAUUUCUCCAAUCUUCUAUCACAAAAACAAUUCUUAAUACAGUACAGAAUGAUGUUCCCGUACACCGCACACAACGUCUGCCAGCGUCAGUUUCCCUCGCCGGAGAUUGAAAUUCCAGCGAAAUGGAAGAUUUCAUACGGACACGAGGAGACUGCUCCUCCUUGUCCUCGUUGUGCAUCUUCCAACACCAAGUUUUGUUAUUACAACAACUACAGCUUGUCUCAGCCUAGAUACUUCUGCAAAGGCUGCCGUCGUUACUGGACCAAAGGCGGCUCUCUCCGCAACAUUCCCGUCGGUGGAGGCUGUCGGAAGAGGAGCCGGAGCAGACGACAGAGCAUUCACAAAAGGUUUGGUUCGAACGAAAAUCUGCCAGAUGGUCUUAUCAGUGGGUCCCAGUCAAGCCCUGCUGGUUCUGAUAUUGAUUUGGCUGCGGUUUUCGCGCAGUACGUGAAUGCUCCGAGCCCUUCAAGUACUGAUAAUACCACCGGAUCUGAUCAAGAUUCGCCAGUAACAACAACAACAACAACUACAAACACGCAUGCUUUAAAUUCAUUGAGCUGGGAUAUAUGCCAAGAAACUGAUGUGAAUCUUGGAUUCUACGGGGAAUUCAACGAUCUGACCAACAAGAUACAAGAAGAUGAACGAGGUGUUGGUCACUUUCUCCAAGAAGAUCAAGAGGAGAUCUUUGAGUUCCAAGGUUUACUCGAUGACAAAGAUAUUCAAGAGAUUCUGGAAUGCUCAUUCUCUGAGGUGCCAGAGCAGUUAAUUUCUCAGGGGAGCUUCAUGAUCAAUGGUCAUUGGAGUUCAACAGAUCUUACAACGUUCGGGGUUUGACGGCCAGGACGAUCGUUUCUUUCUUUUUAAUCAUAUAUACUUAAUUUAUUUACUACAUAAAACGUAUUAUUUACACUAAAACUCAUUCUUAUAAUGUUCAUGAAUUUAUUAUAUCAUACAUGAACGAUCCCACGGUAGGAUCCGUGGAGUAGGUUGCUGUAUAUUCGCUUGAAUAAUGGAUACAACUUACAUUUUCUAUGUUAUUUAGCUUUUAAAGUUCUUAUGCUUUGCCUUCUCUUCUCACAAUUGAAUAAAUUGAUAUUUGAUCUGUCUUGGUAUCAUGGUGUGUCAUAUCUAGGGAUAAAAACCGAAGUAAUAUUCUUCUUACUUCUGUGACAUUCUAUCGGCUGAGCUCUUCGAGAGUUCAAGAAAAAUUGCU